AGUAGAAAGCCUAAUAAUUUUUUCUCAAUACACGAAGUCAAUACUCAACUAAAGAACACCAAAUCAAAGCAUCAACAAAUCUGAUGAUGAAGGAACAGCUCCAAGGGAAUCUAGUUCAAGAGAUAGCCAAAAUCUGUAAAAUUGAAAUCCCAGAAAAUUUCAUUCAUAAAAAUGGAUACCCACAAAAUAAACUUGAUUCUGUCCCAUGGAUGGAUGAUUUUGUUAUUGACUUUUCACUCCUUACUUGUUCAUCUUCUGAAGCUGAACUUGAACUGGCCAAGCUUCAAUUAGCUCUCAGUCAAUGGGGUUGUUUUCAGGCUGUAAAUCACGGCAUAUCAAGUAAAUUCCUUGAUGAAGUACGAGAAGUAAGCCAGCAAUUUUUUGCACUGCCUUUAGAAGAGAAACGGAAGUACUCGAAAAAGAUGAAUGACUUUGAUGGAUAUGGGAAUGACAUGACUCUUCCGGGGCAGCCAACCCUUGAUUGGACUGACCGCCUUUAUCUUACAGUUUAUCCCGAAGAUCAGCGAAAAAUAGAGGUUAUACAUGGAUAUACAUUGAAGAAUAGGGCAAUAUUUGAACCUCUACUGAAGGCGAUGGCUCGUUCCUUGAACUUAGAGGAAAAUUGCUUUGUGAAAGAGCACAGGGAUGUGGUGAAAAUGGCUGCAAGGUUCAAUUUGUAUCCUCAGUGUCCAUCCCCUGAAAUUGUUCUCGGUAUCAAACCACACGCAGAUGGAACAACAAUUACAACGCUCUUGCAAGACAAGGAAGUGAAUGGGCUUCAAGUAGAAAAAGAUGAUCAGUGGUACAGAGUUCCCAUUGUACCUGAUGCAUUAUUUAUCAAUGUUGGUGACUUAGACGCCUGCUUUAUGUUUAUACUUACGGUGCAGAUAAUGAGCAAUGGCGUUCUGAAAAGUCCUUUGCAUAGGGUGGUGACAAACUCUGAAAGACAAAGAAUAACUGUGGCAAUGUUCUUCUUCCCGAAACCUGAUAAGGAGGUUGGACCGAUACCUGAACUGUUUACAGGCGACAAGCCUCCGAUGUACAAUAAAGUGAGGCAUUAUGAAAAUAUUUUCUUCGAGAACUACCAGCUCGGAAAGAGAGCAUUGCACGCUGUCAGAUUGUAAUCUUGCUGCUGCUAUAUCAACAUUACAUUUCUGUUGCAGUUAACAAUUUUGCUUCUAAUAAAAUUACAAUUUUGCCCCUGGACUUAAAAUUUCUUUCAUAUACUCUAACCUCACUAAAUAACACCUUUAUCACACUUAAAAAACAAAAUUACAACAUAAAAUAUGGAGCAAAAGCUAAGGAAUUCAAUCCGCAAACAAAUAAUCGAGGUAGAUUUUAUUCGAAUCCUAUUAUUUUAAAUUUAAAAAAAAAGGA
This is a messenger RNA of Amaranthus tricolor (Joseph's coat), 1377 nucleotides long. RefSeq names its product codeine O-demethylase. The record is from RefSeq and is a predicted model, not a curated record. Lineage: Eukaryota; Viridiplantae; Streptophyta; Magnoliopsida; Caryophyllales; Amaranthaceae.